AUGGCGGUGGUCGCUGUCUUCCCGGCUCUUGCGCGGAUGCUUGCUCUGUCAAGGCGCCACCUAGUGUCUCCUUCACUCAGCAUGACAUCAUGCAGACGCUGCUACAGAGGUGACAGCCCGACAGAUUCCCAGAAGGAUAUGAUUGAAAUCCCUUUACCUCCAUGGCAGGAGCGAACUGAUGAAUCUAUAGAAACCAAACGAGCCCGGCUGCUGUACGAGAGCAGGAAGAGGGGAAUGCUGGAAAACUGCAUCCUGCUUAGCCUCUUCGCUAAGGAACAUCUGCAGCACAUGACAGAGAAACAGCUGAACCUCUACGAUCGCCUGAUUAAUGAACCCAGUAACGACUGGGAUAUUUACUACUGGGCUACAGAAGCAAAACCAGCCCCAGAAAUAUUUGAAAACGAGGUCAUGGCCCUGCUGAGAGACUUCGCUAAGAACAAAAACAAAGAGCAGCGACUGCGGGCCCCGGAUCUUGAAUACCUCUUCGAAAACCCACAUUGA
Molecule: messenger RNA, 501 nt
Organism: Rangifer tarandus platyrhynchus (Svalbard reindeer)
Lineage: Eukaryota; Metazoa; Chordata; Mammalia; Artiodactyla; Cervidae
Source: the annotation of a GenBank genome assembly